Molecule: messenger RNA, 2806 nt
Organism: Seminavis robusta
Lineage: Eukaryota; Bacillariophyta; Bacillariophyceae; Naviculales; Naviculaceae
Source: the annotation of a GenBank genome assembly
CACAAACCAAUCACUGGAAAGACCAUGUGGACAUCUGGGAUGGAACAAAGUGCUUCAUACCGAGGGAACAACUGCCACUGCAACCAAACAAUCCACCACGUUUUCCGCUUAGAAGAACGAAGCAUUGGAAUGAUUCAAUCUUCGUUAUCCAUACCGGUAAAAGUGGGUCCUUUGCUUGCAUGCGUUGGAAGUGAUUCCAUUGAGGAGAAUUUGGUUUUGUAGGCCCCUGAAUACAUGUACAUAAUUAAUUGUAAGGUGGAUUCGACUUUCCUACAUUUGCUUAUCACUUUGCCUUGCGCGUGGAAUGGGACCUUAAAAGACGUCUUAAUUAAUGAUUGAUUGCCACAUUUGCAAUUUUGUUCUGUGAGAGGAAUCAAUCUCAUCUAUUACCGGUACAAAGACCACCAAACAACCAAGUUUUCAAAACCUGCAUUUUGUUUUCUGCCCAAUUCCACCAAAACAAGCGGUACCGCUAUAGUUUCCACGCCACGGUCGGCACGAUCUUAAAGGCCGACUUCGGUAUCGAUGUCAGCUCUGCUGUCAUAAAAUGCGUACGUACAACGCUGACACAAUGACGAUGCCUCCUCCAUCCACUGAAUCGAAUCAACGCAGAAGAAAGGUGAUCGCGAUGCGAUGAUGAAGAAGAAAGGAAUCUGUCUGUUUUACCUUUUCAAGUCCUCGUAACUCAGUAGUGCUGCACUUGUUCAUUCUUUCUUGAUCACCCACCAUGAAGCUUUUCAUUUCAGUUUCCAUGAUGUUUUGUAUCCUUUCUCGGACCACAUCGGCGUUUUCCUCGUUGACCUCCUCUUCUUUUACAAGGGUCAACACCUUUCGUCGUGGGUACUCGAAAUCUACCCUGUCCAUGAAACUUCAAACCGCCAUUGUGGGGCUCCCAAAUGUCGGAAAGUCGACUCUUUUCAAUGCUCUCACAGAAACUCAGAGUGCCGAAGCCGCCAAUUAUCCAUUCUGUACCAUUGAGAGCAACGUGGGUAUUGUCUCCGUGCCGGAUCCCAAACUCAAGGUCCUCUCGGACAUUAACAGUUCGGAAAAGAUUGUUCCUGCUACCCUGGAAUUUGUGGAUGUAGCCGGACUCAUUAAAGGUGCCAGUUCUGGAGAAGGGCUUGGAAAUCAGUUUUUAACAUCGAUUCGACAAUGCGAUGCCGUGGUGCAUGUAGUCCGAUGCUUUGAGAAUGAAGAUGUGAUCCACGUGGAUGGGACGAUCGAUCCGAUCCGCGAUGCCGAGUUGAUCAACUUGGAAUUGGCUCUCGCCGAUCUGGCUUCAGUGGAGAAGCGUCUGGAACGAGUCAGGAAAGAUCGCAACGCAGAUCCAAUUGAAAAGCAGGCAUUGGAAAAGGUAGCAGCCGUAUUGCUCAACGAUGAGCCGGCCAGGAAUGCCAAUUUGGAUGACGAAGAAAAGCUUUCCAUCAAAUCCCUGGGUCUCUUGACACUGAAGAGCAUGAUCUAUGCUGCUAAUGUUGCAGAUGAGGAACUUGCCACGGGCAAUGCAAUGGUUGAUAAGUUGAAGGAAAUGGCCGAAAAGGAAGGGGCCAAGUUAGUCAUUGUUUCCGCUCAAGUAGAAUCAGAAUUGAUAGAGUUGGACGAUGAAGAACGAAAAGAUUUCCUGGCAGAUUUGGGUGUCGAAUUGGAGAACUGUGGCUUGCGAGCACUGGUACGAAAUGCCUACGAUUUGCUACAAUUACAAACCUACUACACCAGUGGACCCACAGAAACCCGUGCAUGGACCAUCCAAAAGGGCUGGUUGGCGCCGCAAGCUGCUGGGGUGAUUCACAACGACUUUGAAAGAGGCUUUAUCCGUGCCGAAACAAUCAGCUAUGACCAUUUGGUAGACUGUGGGAGCGAAGCCAAUGCCAAGUCAAAGGGACUGCUCCGAAGUGAAGGCAAGGAGUACGUAGUGCAAGAGGGUGAUGUCAUCCUCUUUAGAUUUAACGUUUAAGGAUCAGCCUUUCGCGGGUGCCGUGUCUUUUGGAAUGUGGGGUAUAUAAUAUGGCAGUCAUUGCCAAUCCCUGCCUCGGUAUCACGUUCAGUUUGCUGUCGAGGCAUCCGCAUAGGAAGGCAUAAUAAUGUGUCCUCCAGACCCAGAGAAGUAUGCAGGUACCGGAAGCAAGGCCCAUGUACGUUCCGUACCAAUGUUCUCGCCCAUUUGCUGCUCCAAUGGAUGUCUCAAGCUCCUACCAUCAUGCAAAAGUCUCCGAACGAAAUUCAAUGCUUGUACUAUCGACUGAUCUUCUAUCCAGCUAUCCGCUGCCCUUGUAGGGGUGACUCAUGAUCCUGGCACAAAAACUGAACCUUGUCUCCCAGAACCUGCCCCACUUCCGUUCCGGCUGUCUCUCACAAAUCCUCCCGUGCACCCCUGGUUCUGUGUUCUACAUGUAUUACAUGUACAGCACUCCAAGCUUUGUUGCCGUCUUCGAUUACAGUCCUCCAAGCUUGACACAAUUGCCGUCUCUCUUGCGCUACGGUAGGUGGUACUGGUACCGGCAGUCCAAGAGUAGCCCGCAAGGGUGUGGUUUGCUAGCUGCGAACUUCGAUGUGGUGCGUUGCACCUACAUCGUACGGUAGGGUUCGGUACGUCCACACAAAAUGUCUGAAUAAAUAUCAUACCGGUAGGCUAGCUAGCUAGUAUUGAAUUGGGGAGGGACUCGUACGUAGUAUCACGUCUACCGUACUUGUACUGUAGCACAGACCAUACCGGUACAUGUAUCAUAGGUAGAAGAAAAGAAAGAAUGCAGUCAUGUUCUAUUGUUUACUUUUUGGCGUCUUUCUUUUGUGCUGUCUUGGUAUCGUC